CAUGGAGACCCAGAGGGCCAGCCUCUCCCUGGGCCGCUGGUCACUGUGGCUACUGCUGCUGGGACUAGCGGUGCCUUGGGCCAGCGCCCAGGCCCUGAGCUAUAGGGAGGCGGUGCUUCGAGCUGUGGAUCGCCUCAAUGAGCAGUCCUCAGACCCCAAUCUCUACCGCCUCCUGGAGCUGGACCUGCCGCCCAAGGCUGACGAGGACCCAGACGCCCCAAAGCCUGUGAGCUUCACGGUGAAGGAGACCGUGUGUCCCAGGAGGACACAGCUGCCACCGGAGCAGUGUGACUUCAAGGAGAAAGGGGUGGUGAAACAGUGUUUGGGGACAGUCACUCUGGACCAGGUCAAGGACCAAAUAGACAUCAGUUGUAAUAAGCUCCAGAGUGUAAGGGGAUUUUUUCCACCACCAUUCCCACCUGGACCCUUCCCAUUUCCCCCUUUCCCACCAAUCCCGCCAAUACCACCAUUUCCAUUUCCGCGGCCAUUUGUUAGAAGACGACGGUGAAGGAUUGGCUGAUACUUUGCCCAUCAGAGGACUCUGCUGAAUUGUGAGCCCCCGGAAGU
Molecule: messenger RNA, 567 nt
Organism: Camelus dromedarius (Arabian camel)
Lineage: Eukaryota; Metazoa; Chordata; Mammalia; Artiodactyla; Camelidae
Product: protegrin-2-like
Exons: 4
Coding region: 2-508 (168 amino acids)
Biological process (GO): defense response to Gram-positive bacterium; defense response to Gram-negative bacterium; innate immune response
Cellular component (GO): extracellular region
Molecular function (GO): lipopolysaccharide binding
Source: RefSeq, a predicted model, not a curated record